Polychytrium aggregatum is the source of this 879-nucleotide messenger RNA. RefSeq lists its product as uncharacterized. The record is from RefSeq and is a predicted model, not a curated record. The transcript is spliced from 3 exons. The coding region runs from base 264 to 758 and encodes 164 amino acids. Lineage: Eukaryota; Fungi; Chytridiomycota; Chytridiomycetes; Polychytriales.
CAGGCAAGACUCACCUUGACAAGAUGUUUUCCCACGACUGAUUGAGCGAGCGAUGUGUUUCUGGAUCUGAAUCAAGGACGCCACUGCGCAGUAUCUCUGCCAGCCCAAAAUGCGCUGGUUUUGAGGAGAUUCUUUCUUCCCCAAGGGCAGAACCAGCCAUCGCUGCUAUUUUCUCGCCAGAUGGCUCCCCGCAAGAGAAAGACACCACCCAGGCGACCAAGUGGAUCCAGAGCACCCACAAGAUCCUUGGUCUGCAGCAAUGGAUGAGCACCACACCGAGCCCCAAGAUCCCUGGGUUGGCUUCCUUCCUGUUAUACAUUCGCCAUGUGUUCACUGGAGGCAUGCUGGACAAACAGCUGUACUUCAGCCUGACUCGGCGACGGCGAUUCAAGCGACUCGAUCUCCACAGCAAGCGACAGCGCACCGUCCACGAGAUGUGCAAGCAAGUCAUCGACCAGGCACCAAGGGAGACCGAGGUGGUGAUUGCCUUUGGGAAUGCCUCCUGGAAACAGGGGAAGGGAUAUGCUUCCAGUCCCAGGAGACUCAGGUUUGCCAAGUACUUUGAGCAGUUCCACCACCACCAGAGACGCCAACCAGACCGAUCCGUCUCCAAGAUCCGUGUGUGCUCGGUGAACGAGUUCAACACAUCCCAGACAGGAGUGCAAUGCCAUGGCCUGCCCGCUGGGCCUACAAGUCAGUCAGCGGGGUUCAGACAUCUGAAGCCUAGAAGGGGAAGUGUCCCGUUUCUUUCUGGAUAGACUUGUUUGCUCAGCCCCGCGGUUUGGAUCGCGGAUUUCGGCAUUCCGUAUUGCAACUUCCCGACACCCGGCCGGCCGGCCCAGCAACCCGAUAGCUCGCCAUCCCAGCAUCCUGAUAUCC